AUGAAGAAUUUUUCUGCACAAAAUAUCUCAUUCACAGACUUCAAAUUUAAUGGUUUUUACAGUCUAGGAGAAUGGAGGCCUUUUUUUAUUUAUUCCUUUAUUAUGUUUUUAUUAGCUAUAACAGCAAAUUCCAUUCUUAUAUAUUUAAUUAUAACCCAAAGGGCUCUGCAUUCUCCUAAGUGUGUACUAAUAGGUUUAAUGGGCGUUAUAGACUUGCUCUUGCCUAUAUUUUUUGUACCUAACAUGCUUCUUACAUGCAUAACAUGCAAAAAGCUUCUUAGCUUUUUGUUUUAUUGGAGUGGGAUAUCUCUCACUGGUUGUUUGAUACAAAUGUUUUGCCUUCAUUUUGUUGGAACAUUUCAAACUACUUUGCUUUUUUGGAUGGCACUGGAUCAUUAUUUUGCAAUAUGCAAACCACUUUACUAUCAUAAAUACAAGAAGAUCUGUAACUUUCUAAAGUUUGUUUAUGCACCACUAAUCCGAAAUGGACUCCUGAUUUAUGCCAAUGUCUCUCUAGCUGGAAGACUGUCAUUUUGUGCAACAAAUGUCAUUGAUCACUGUUUUUGUGAGCUCUUCGCCACUUGCUUUCCCGAGCAAGGCCUUGUCGCCGUGUGGAGAGCACUCUAA
Molecule: messenger RNA, 627 nt
Organism: Sinocyclocheilus grahami
Lineage: Eukaryota; Metazoa; Chordata; Actinopteri; Cypriniformes; Cyprinidae
Product: olfactory receptor 4L1-like
Biological process (GO): G protein-coupled receptor signaling pathway
Cellular component (GO): plasma membrane
Molecular function (GO): olfactory receptor activity
Source: RefSeq, a predicted model, not a curated record